Messenger RNA from Uranotaenia lowii, 1968 nucleotides. RefSeq lists its product as uncharacterized. Gene Ontology annotation, molecular function: microtubule binding. The record is from RefSeq and is a predicted model, not a curated record. The transcript has 5 exons. NCBI's taxonomy places the organism in Eukaryota, Metazoa, Arthropoda, Insecta, Diptera, Culicidae. Bases 404 to 1864 code for a protein of 486 amino acids. Gene Ontology annotation, biological process: mitotic spindle assembly. Gene Ontology annotation, cellular component: mitotic spindle; spindle microtubule; cytoplasmic microtubule.
UCUUUUUUUAUCAUUUAAAAACUGUUUAAAACAAUAAAAUUUAUUCAGCAAACAUUCCCGCGAGGCUAUAAAUAUGUAAUUGGAAUACGGAAAAAAGAUAUUUAAUAGGCACAUUUUUCCUCUUAUUUAUAAAUAAGCUUAGUAGGCCUACAAUUUCAUCAUGUCUCGAGCUGUCAACUAUCAGAAUUUUUCGCAUUGGUGAGGAAGAAGCUUAAAUUAAUCGAGAUUUGGAACCAUUACUCAAAAUUUAUUUCUUCCGAAAACGAUUAAAUUCAAAAACAUUACCAUUGUUCCACUGACCGGGCUGAAUCGUAUCCUGCUUCACGGGUUCUCUGUCACGUUGAUUCCGGUGGAUCUUUUACUGCGUCUGCUGAUUCUGGUAAUCGCCUGGCUGGUCCGCAAAAUGAACGACUAUCUACAGAACAUUCUGCAAAGUGACUUAUGCGACCUGAAAAGGGAGUUUCCCUUGUUUGAAUCAAACGGAUCGAUUCGGUUGCGAAACCACCACGAUUCCACAAAUGCUCUCAGCCUUGCGUUAGCAAGGAAUUGUGAAUCGGCUCAAGAUUUGAAAAUCAUCCAACUGGAACCAAUUUCAAUAAAGUCCGAGAAAAAGAAUCCUCAAGUUGUAAACGUGAAACAGACCUUUCGUUUCCCGAAUAAUUUUAUCACAAAAAAGAAUUCCUACCACUCGUAUGGGCAAACAAAACGCCCAACGAAUCCCCGAAAUAUGCACAGCCAAACGAGCAAAACGAUCGUUGAGCUGUACGAAGCUGAGAGGAGCCAUUCGGAUAUUGGUGCGAUAGUUUCUGCCAAGUCGAGCCUGGCCUGCAGUGAUAGUGAUGAAUCACUGAGAACUCACCAGAAACGUUCGAUCGGGGGGAGUGGAGCAAAACCCGUCGACAUGAUCAUGAUCAAACCGAAAGUUCAUCUGCAGGGAGGGAACAAAAAGAAACGUCCAUCGUCGAAGGGAAAGUAUUUGCGAACAAUUCGCUCACGGGAGCAGAACAGAACGUUUUUAAAAUCUCCGAAGCAUCGAAGCAAAUAUUCUUUGCCGAGGGUCGAAAGUAUCGCAACGGAAACGGACACUGUCGAAGAUGAGUUCAGCAGCAAAACGUUCACCUUCGACGCUUCGGACAGCGGAAUACCGUCUAAUGAAUCGCUAGAUGAUCAAUGUUCUGUUGUGGGCACUGCAAAAAUGCAGAAAAUAAUUGACAAAUUACAGGACAACCUUUGGGAGGUCAGCCUGAACGGUAUCCGAGAAUUGAUGGAAGCUGCCAGGCAGGUGGACUGGAAGCAGCAUGAAAAACACAUAACAAUUAUAAACCGAAAAAUGAUCGACUUCCUCAAGAGCCCACGGUCUUCGUUGUGCCGGUCAGCUUGCCAGGCCACCGGAGAACUGUUUCGGGAAGUCAAAUCCACAAAACGUCCCGAGUUCGAUGAGAUCGUCGAUAUUUUGCUUUGUAAAACUGCGGAUCCCAACAGAUUCAUUCAAAAGGACGCCAACAUCGCGCUCGACAAGCUGGUUACGUACAUUCCGAUUUCCCACUGCGUGAGAGCUCUCUCAGCCCGGGGUCAUACGCACAAAAAUCCCAUGGUACGAAUAGCGACAGCCAGAUUGCUGGUCUGCAUCUGUGCGCUUUCCGGAUUGGAUUGCAUUCUGGGUACCAAUGCUAAUCCUCGAACACGGCAAGCGAUUCUCAAGAUGCUAGCCAAAUUUCUUACCGAUAAGAAUUUGGAUGCUAGGAAAUUUGGCGAGCGUCUGUACCGAAUGCUUCGAAAGCACAAGUUUUUCAACGAAUAUUUCUACAAAGAUAUGGACAACAACUGUAGGAGUAAUUUGAAACGAAUACUAAAAGGGCUGUAGGCAUGAAGUUCUGAGAUAAUAACGUGUAUAUUAUGUAUUAAAUUAUUGGUAUACAUUUCUAGCUUUUUUUUAAUACAGGGAAAAUGUUCGGAAAAAUAACUUAA